Messenger RNA from Auxenochlorella protothecoides, 528 nucleotides. RefSeq lists its product as hypothetical. Lineage: Eukaryota; Viridiplantae; Chlorophyta; Trebouxiophyceae; Chlorellales; Chlorellaceae. The coding region runs from base 1 to 528 and encodes 175 amino acids. The transcript is spliced from 6 exons. The record is from RefSeq and is a predicted model, not a curated record.
AUGGAUGACCAGCAAAAUUACUCUUCAUGCGCCCAGGCAUGCAAGGCGCUCAUCUCUGCCGGGCUGGAGAGCCCAGAGGACAUGAGCCUCAUCAGCAAGCAGGAGUGCAGGCAGCUGCUGCAUGACAAGACCGCUGGCUUUCUGGUGGAUGAUGCACACCUCCUGCUCACGCACUACAAGGGUGACUUUGGGAAGCUUCGAGAUGCGGCCGGCCGCGACCCUGCCCAGGAGCGCCUGUUGCUGAAGAAGUUUAAAGGGAUAGGGGACGGCGGCGUUGACAUCUUCUUCCGCGAAGCACAGCUUGUCUGGGACGAGAUCUAUCCUUUUGCGGACAAGAAAGCGCUCAAGGCCGCACGCCUCGUGGGCUUUCGUGAGCACCCAAAGGUGCUCGCAGAGCUCUGCCAGAACGACAUCCCCACCUUUGUGCGCCUCGUGGCUGCACUGGUGCGGAUGGAACUCUCCAAGUCUUAUAAUGAUGUACAAUCUCAGGCCCAGCUGCGUCCUCCGCACUCGAUGCCGCAGUCAUAA